AUGGAGCAGCAAUAUCUCUCCAAACUCCACCCCACAGUGGAUUACGGAGCAGGAGUGUUUCUUCUGAUCAUAGGGAUCCUGACGAUUCUGGGGAAUUCAGCAGUCCUUGUUACCGCAGUGAAACGCUCUUCCCGUCUCAAGUCCCCCGAGCUGCUUAUAAUAAAUUUAGCAGUAACAGAUCUUGGAAUGGCCAUCAGCAUGUACCCGCUGGCCAUUGCCUCAGCAUGGAACCAUGCUUGGCUGGGAGGAGAUGUGUCCUGUAUAUAUUACGCCCUGAUGGGUUUCCUCUUCGGUGUCUCCAGCAUGAUGACCUUGUGUAUGCUGGCUGUGAUCCGGUUCCUUGUAACCAACUCAUCCACAUCUAAUAGCAAUACAAUCAACAAGAACGCCGUUUGCAUUUUGAUUGCGUUCAUCUGGCUGUGCUCGCUGCUCUGGGCCAUUCUGCCUUUGCUGGGUUGGGGUUAUUAUGGCCCCGAACCGUUCGGCAUCUCCUGCACGAUAGCGUGGAGCGAAUUCCACAACUCCGCCAACGGCUUCUCUUUCAUCCUGAGCAUGUUCAUUCUGUGCACACUCCUGCCUGCGCUGACCAUCCUCAGCUGUUACUUGGGCAUAGCGUGGAAGGUUCGCAAAGCAUAUCAGGAGAUACAGAACUCUGACAGGAUCCCUAAUGCGGCAAAGCUGGAAAGGAGGCUGACACUGAUGGCCGUGUUUGUCAGCGUCGGAUUCCUCGGUGCCUGGACGCCCUACACAGCAGUCAGCUUCUGGUCAAUCUUUAACUCCAGCAAAUCUCUACAUCCUGUCAUUACGCUACUGCCGUGUCUGUUUGCCAAGUCUUCAACAGCUUAUAACCCUUUCAUUUACUACGUCUUCAGCAAAACUUUCCGGCGUGAAAUUAAGCAAAUGAAGUGUUGCUGUGGCUGGCGAGCUCACUUCUUUAACACAGAGAACUCAAUCGAAAACCCCAUGUCGAUGAUGUGGAUGGGUAGAGAAAACGCAUGUGUUUGUCCAACUGCAAAGGCGAACAACGGGGAGGCCUCAACCCAACGAGCAGCAGAGCUGGCUUUACAAACACAGCAGAAAAGCCUGCUUCAUCCUGUAUUAUAGGGAAUCAGUACAGGAGGGCCGUCAUGAUGUCUGUUAUGAUAAAUUGCUGUCGUAAAUUGCUGUCGUAAAUUGAGUGACAUGUUGUAAAGAACCAUGAUUUAUUUUUAAAGUUAAGCAGCAAGGAAAGAGGUGUUUUGAAGGACUUUCACUUCAUGAAAAUUAAAAUAUCAGUGGAUUCCUCUCUGCCCUAAACCAAACGAAACCAGCUUUAGCUUAACUACUGUGGAAGAAUAAGUACUGUGCUUGAAAGAGGAUUUACUGGUUUUUAUUUUUUUCCUUAUGCUUUUGACUUUAUGCUGGAAUCUCUGUGCAGCUCAUGACGGUGCCUCAAGAGAAAACAACUGAUAAUACUGGAAGUUGACACCCCGCUGCCCCAAAUUAGAUGCUUUUAAACAAAGAAGAAGGAGAAUAUGCCACUUCCCCAGCAAUAAGAAAGGACGAACAUAGGGGAACCAAGAACACUCAUCAGCUGGAAGAGAGAGCUACAGGAUGCAGCAACCGCUUGCAAAAUGGCCAUUUUAGGGCUACAGUGGCUUGCCUCUGCCAAAUUUAAAGGGCCAGUCUCCAGAAAGGCACGUCAGGGCAAGGAUUCUUUAAGAGGGCGGGUUUAGACUGAGGCAGCUCAGUAGGAAUGAGGCAGUCUUAGAGAAAGGGUCUGCUGCUGCAGAACACAAAAAGAUGUGAACAGUGAAAUCAUCUUUUAGGAUAAGGAAGCACACAGGAUAUUAUUUGUCAAAGAAUGACCAUUCCUUUGACACCAGUGCCUGUGUGUUCCUCCCAGAGAGGAACCGAGUGGUGAGUAGAAGCAACACAGCUCUGACAGUGAAAUGACUCAAUUUUGAGUGGAAGUCCUGUAUACCCCGCAGGGGGUGCAAGGUCACUGUCUUGUAAGGGAAGGGAGAGUAGCGAUAGCAGGCCGGAUUCUCUGCUUAUUCUAGUGUAAAUAGGGAGGUACUUCAUUGAAGUCAGUGGUACCAUUAGAGGAGUCUCAGGCCCCUGUACGUUGACAGGAGAAAGGACAAAGGCGAGGUGUAGUCCUGUGAAAGGGAAGCAAAUCCCAAGGCUCUUCAGUCUGCAAAGUUGAGGGUUGGCAAAGAAUGGGUGUGUCUGAGGAGACAUGGGUUUAAACACGUUCCUCCUCAUGUUAAUAAGUUGCUUAGCUACACUCAUUCGCUCUUUGCUUCACUCGUGCUACUAAACAGAAGUUACUUGGGCUCAGAUGCUUUCUAGGAAAUGAUCAGUAGAAGUUAGGAGUCUAAAUACCUUUAAGGAUCCAGGCCUAGGUGUGCAUGGGUCAUAUUCAAAUUACUGCAGAACCCCACUCCCUGGUGCUCCCUCCUGUCUUGCCCAUCACUUUUUGUCACAGUCUUUUACACACGAAACUCAGUGGAGUUUGUCGUGAAUUUAUCGAAGAAACACUGUUUGUUGGAAAAUGCUGAUUUGUCAAAACUGAGCCCAUUCGUGGGAAAUCUGACAAAUUUCCUGGCUCAAAAAAAAAUUUAAACCUCCUCCCCCCCCAAGUUUUGAAAUUGUUGAAACCUCCCACUUCCACAUUUUCUAAAUGAAAAGUUCC
This is a messenger RNA of Chelonia mydas (Green sea turtle), 2677 nucleotides long. Its product is annotated as opsin-5. Bases 1 to 1104 code for a protein of 367 amino acids. NCBI's taxonomy places the organism in Eukaryota, Metazoa, Chordata, Testudines, Cheloniidae. Gene Ontology annotation, cellular component: membrane. Gene Ontology annotation, biological process: G protein-coupled receptor signaling pathway. Gene Ontology annotation, molecular function: G protein-coupled receptor activity. The transcript has 4 exons. The record is from RefSeq and is a predicted model, not a curated record.